AUGACGAAGAUGAUCCAGAGAGUGACACGAGAAAGGGCAAGGCUCGAGGUCGUCAAGGCCACCAACGAGUACCAACUUGCAUGCCACCAUGCCGUUCGAGCCAACAGACUUGAAUUCGAGCUGGAGGAUGUCAACAUCGGCGGUCUCCUCGACUCUGCCUCAAUGGGUAACGACAGCAGCGACGAGGACGGCGACGGCCGCAGCACCUUCGAUCAGUGCACUGUGUACGCGAUCGUGCGCCCUGACGGCAAUCUGCCGCCCGACCGUAUUGCAACCCUCCGUAUGGCCGCAAUCGCCGAGAGUCAAGUGAACAUCGCAACCUUUCGCGGCGACAUUCUGGAGACCGUGCUAGAUGUGGAGCCACUCGCUCACGACCUCUUGGAUCGCCAUGGAGCGUUCAGGUCCGGUAUCUGGGGAUGUGGGUCUCCAAAGGAAGGAACAGGAGUCUGGGGAAGCGAGUUUGGACGUGGGCUUCUUGUCUUCAUUGAGCACGUCGACGUCAAGCACUCUCUACGUGGAAUUGGCGUCGGCACCAAGCUCUUCAAACAAGUUUUGGACUGGGUGAAGAAGAAGGCACGCGAGCUCGGCCAGCCCGCUGAGGCCUGCAGCUACUUGGUGGUGGCGCCUGGUUCCCUUAGACAAGACGUCGUCCGCGAGUUUGGAGAGGGGAACUUCUUCACAGGAGACUACGGCACGAGGCAGGCGGAGGUUGAUGGGUUCAUGGAGAAGCAGGCAGAGAAGUCGAAAAUGUGGCUCCCAACCUUUGAGCGUCUCCCAUGA
This is a messenger RNA of Diaporthe citri, 780 nucleotides long. RefSeq lists its product as uncharacterized. The record is from RefSeq and is a predicted model, not a curated record. Bases 1 to 780 code for a protein of 259 amino acids. The transcript is spliced from 2 exons. NCBI's taxonomy places the organism in Eukaryota, Fungi, Ascomycota, Sordariomycetes, Diaporthales, Diaporthaceae.